Molecule: messenger RNA, 3289 nt
Organism: Hyaloscypha bicolor E
Lineage: Eukaryota; Fungi; Ascomycota; Leotiomycetes; Helotiales; Hyaloscyphaceae
Exons: 11
Coding region: 50-2914 (954 amino acids)
Molecular function (GO): ATP-dependent chromatin remodeler activity; ATP binding
Source: RefSeq, a predicted model, not a curated record
AUGCUUGUCCCUGCUCUAAAAACAAGAAUAACACGUCAUAACGGCCUCAAUGGACGGAGUUGGAAGCCGGGUUGACUCCUUGAAAAGGCCCUGGCCUUUUGAAACGUGGUCUUUUGAACCGUCCGAGGGCAAUGCCGAUCCCGAGCCAGGAGUAAUAUCUUCGCAGUUUCCAUGGGAUAUCAAUUCAGCCUGGGACCAGAGCUAUCUCGACCCCGUUAACGCGUAUCCUGGCUUUGCCAAAAUUAAUCAGGAAAACCUUUGCGAGCAGGACCCUUACAGUCACAUGACUGCAUCGUCCGAUUCAUUCCCCAACAUAGUCUACGAAACGAUUGCGCAGACGAGUUUCGCGUUCGAAGAAAACCAAGAGGUUUGCUUCGGCAGUGUGAUCGACGUGAAGGCGCAGUUGAAGAAUACAAACUUGCCUCAAGGCUAUGCAUUCACACAGGCAACUGCUCCGUUUCGUGAUUUCCGAGUUGUUCCGGACGGAGAUUACUAUUCUUUGGAAUACUACGGAAAUAAGUUUGCUGUUUUAAACAAGAAGAUAUGCGGCGACUUCCGAGCGGUCUUGCAAAGUCAGCAAGUACGUCUUCACGCCUUUGUGGAGGGCAAAGAAUGGUCCGCAGCCGUCAAAUUGUGGCAGAAGUACAACACCUCCACCAUAAUAACGGUGGAGAUCAACAUAUAUGGAGCUCGUGAGAUUGCCGAUGAAGUAGGAAAAGUAAUCUCAAACUUCGGCACGUUCUUGCAACAGCCUCGCUAUGGACUCUAUGGUGUGGGGUACUACAAUCCUCAUUAUUUUCAGGUACCAGGAUUUGCAAAUGUCGAAUCUCUCGACACGCCAAUAAUCACCAUCGAAGAGCCUAGUUCGUUUCCAAUUCAGAGCGCAGCGCCAGACGAGCUAGGAGAUCCAUCUCGAGAAGUUUCGUCCAUACUGGACUCACUUUCACAUCAUGAUUUUCUCACAGAAAGAGCUGCAGAUGUGAGAAUUAGAAGGCCUUUGCUGUCACAUCAGAUGGAAGCCAUUGAUUUCAUAUUCCGACGGGAGACCGGCCAACUCCCUGCUGCCCUAAGGCUUUGGAGUUACAAUGACAGUGAUUCAGAUGAACCAUUCUACCAGCAUGUGUUUAGUGGUGCAAAACGCUCCCAGCCGGAUGAAGCAAAGGGCGGCAUCUUAGCAGACGAUAUGGGACUUGGCAAGACCCUAGUUACGUUGGCUACCAUUGCCGGGUCUAUUGACCGUGCUGAGAACUUUGUUCUCGCCGGGAGUAAAGAAUUGGAUUCUAGUCAACAGCCCACGGUGCCAUCAAAGGCUACCUUAAUUGUUGCUCCAUCUUCUUUACUUCUAGACAGUUGGUGUGACGAGAUAUACAAGCAUACAUACCCGGGCGAUCUCACUUUUCAUAAACAUCACGGUCAAGGAAGAGAAUCAGAUGCCCACAAACUUUAUUCCAGCGACAUAGUGCUCACAACUUAUGCAACAGUCGCAUCAGAAUUUUGUCGUGGGAGGAGUGCCCUGGCGAAAGUCAGAUGGUUCAGGAUUGUUUUGGACGAAAGUCACGAUGUCAGAAAUAGAUCCACAAAACAAUUUCAAGCAAUUGCAAGCCUGGUAGCGCUCCAUCGCUGGUGUCUAACUGGGACGCCGAUUCAAAAUAGCCUCGAAGAUCUUGGUGCUCUAGUAACGUUUCUGAAGGUUCCAAUUCUGGAGAAUGCAUCUACGUUUCGAAAGCACAUCACCAAUCAAUCGAUGUCUAAUUCGAGGGACCGGUUCUCAAAUUUAAGGAUACUUCUUGGAGCCACCUGCCUUCGGAGGACCAGAGCACUACUCAAUUUGCCAGAGCCAAUACCCGAGAUCCGCAGAUUAUCCCUCACCCCUUCUGAACAAGUUCAAUACAACGAAAUAGUCCUCGGGUGCAAAAGAGCAAUUGAUAUGGCAGUCAGUGGACAUAUAAGAUCGAGACUCAACUCAACAAUGCUGGAGUCAUUACUAAAGCUUCGAUUAUUCUGCAACAACGGCGGUUCAACGCACAACAUUGAGACAGGGCCGACAGGGCUGCCCUCUGAUUUAGAUGAGGCUUUGAGUUAUCUUCAGCAAAACGAUCAAGCCAAUUGCAUUUAUUGCACGGGGCCUAUUUAUUCGAUCAACAAUGAAUGGAAUACGGACGGCGGAAUAUGGAUAAAGACUUGCAUCCAUCUCGUUUGUCGAAGUUGUCUGCCCCAACAUAGAGCAAACAAGCAAAUAUGCCCUUGCACAUCUAAUGACAAGGAAACUGCUUUAUUGUCUAGAAGUUAUGAAUUUAAAAGCCCAAGCUCGCCAUCCCUAGCCGCCGCUGAAGACUCAAGUCGGCUCCAGAAGCUCAACCAGAACACUUCUCCUACAAGGUUGGAAAAUCAGUAUCCCUCCAAACUCUUGGCGUUUCUGGAUGACAUUAAAUAUCAAAAGGCACACAAAAGUAUCGUUUUCUCCUCUUGGAAGAAAACCCUCACGCUCGUCGGUCAACUUCUCGCCAGUCACAGCAUACCGUUCUACUGCAUCGAUGGUUCCCUUCCUCUUUCCGAGCGCGGAAAGGAGCUCACCAAGUUUCGGUCUCCCGUGGGAGCGAAUAUCCUAUUGAUGACACUAGGCACUGGAGCAGUCGGACUCAACUUGGCAGUAGCCUCCCGAAUCUACCUUCUCGAGCCCCAAUGGAACCCGGCAAUCGAACUCCAAGCCAUUGGGAGGGCACUAAGAUUAGGGCAAAAGGAACAAGUGACUAUUGUGCGGUAUAUUAUGAAGAAUACUGUAGAAGACAGUAACGUUCUGUCGAGACAGAGGCGCAAGCUUAAAUUGGCUGGAGGAGGCUUCUCUCAGAAGGGAGGUGGUUUAUCUUCCGAAGUAUCGCAAUCUCUAAAAAGUGUUUUCGGUGUUGAUAUUUAGACUAAUAUUGCCACUUCUGUCCUCCUCUUGGCACCACCGGGCUUAUUCUGUUCUACUCUUUAUCGAAUCCGCAGCUAAACAUUCUCAGCAUCAGCCUCCUUUCCAGCUAUCGCUAUAAAUGUAACCCACCUCUUCAGCAACCGUAUACACUGUAGCAUCCAAAUGCGUUCCCGGCGUACUCAGACCUUGUACCUCCAAAACCCUCAAAUCGGGGGCCCACUACACAUCCAAGUUCCGUGAGCAUCAUUAUGCGGGUUCCUAAGCAUGUCCGAUACCCGGCGUAAAAUACAUCUGUAUUACUGUAAUCAAGUCGGGGUCACACAUUCAGUCCCGGAAUGAUCUUCACCGGGGCCAAAGAGGCCCGAGAUGGAGCCU